This is a messenger RNA of Suillus plorans, 3624 nucleotides long. Its product is annotated as S-adenosyl-L-methionine-dependent methyltransferase. Gene Ontology annotation, cellular component: nucleus. Gene Ontology annotation, molecular function: chromatin binding; methyltransferase activity. The record is from RefSeq and is a predicted model, not a curated record. Bases 1 to 3624 code for a protein of 1207 amino acids. NCBI's taxonomy places the organism in Eukaryota, Fungi, Basidiomycota, Agaricomycetes, Boletales, Suillaceae. The transcript is spliced from 18 exons.
AUGCCACCUCGUCGUAGACCGACCGCGUUCGAGAUAACAUAUCCAGGUGAAGUGCAAGAUGAAUCCGGGAGUGGUACAGAUGGGGGGAAUAAUCGCCGGCGUCAGCGCGAUGACGCAGAUGACUAUCAUGACUCACGCUUAAAACGUCAGAAGACGAACGAACGUCCUCGAGCACCGAGAUAUUAUCAACCGGAAAACAAUGAACUAUUGGAGACUGAAGACCUUCUCAUUGUUGGCGAAGAUCCAGGCGCGCUAGACGAUGGGCAGAAACCUACCCGGAUCCUACAUAACUUUGCGUUUUUCGACCCUACUCGUGACCUGGUCAUGGUUUCCCUUUCUUAUCUCGAUAAGCACCGCGAGAAUGAUGAUCAUAUGUUUGAGGGUGCAGGUGAGGUUACUUCAGUGCCAGAGAACGAUGAAGAUGAGGGCCAGGAAGACGACCUUGAAGACGACGAUCCCCAGUUUAUUCGCAUCACAAAUAUCCUCGGUUAUUCUAUCGACUACACCGAAGAUGAAGAUCCAAUGUACAUUGAAUCCGGCCACGCUCGGUAUCGUCUGGGUGCUCCAUCAAAGGAUUACCGACGGGAGUUCAGAGCAUUCUUCCUACCGCACCGUGUCGUUCAAGCGAUUGUGUCGUCCGUCAUACGGGAACCGGAUAUGCAAUAUCAUGACUUUCUGGCCAGUUUUUCAACCAUAGAGAUUGGCAAUAUUCGACUUGGCGAGCAAUAUCUUUGGGACAGUGUUGCUGAACUGAGAUAUGCGCUCGAGGGUCUAGAAAAUUCUCAACAACUGCGUGCCACGAAUAUAAUCCGACACCUUUUGACAGAGCCUGCGCCUCUGAUAUUGAGAUCCGUUGAACCACGUCCUCGGCUACGAGUUCCGCCAGCAGCAGUGAUUACUACCAGGGGAAGCAAAGAUAUCGCCGUCCUUCGUCCAGAAAAUCAGAAUGCGACGCAUGUAACCCCGCGAAUUGCAAAGUUAGCGACCGGGUGGUUUAGAGAACAGCUAGUGGUUGUCGGUCCACAACCUCGUGUUGAACCUGGGAUCCCGUAUGAUGACCUUCGGAAGAGGGUAACGGAAUUUGUGCAGCGAGUAUCUAUGCGGAGGGAAAUUCGAUUCCGUCCCGUGGAACAACGCGUUCAUCCAGGUUCACGCUGGCUCAAGUACAUCACAAUAGAUGGCAAUGAUUAUGCAGUUGGAGAUACCAUUGUUGUUGCCAUUGGGAACGAUGACCAGAAGAGGCCUCCCGAAUUGCCGGACCCAGAAGAUAUACCAAAAUAUGCAACCCUGGCAGACUACUUUUGGUUCGGAAAAAUUAUGUAUAUCAGUGACGAGUUUGAAAAUGUUCAUGUCGAAUGGUUCGAGCACAGCACGAAAACGGCUAUGGAGCAGCUUGGACAUCCCCAAGAAUUGUUUCUGACCAAUACAUGCAGCACUGUCGAAUUCGACCUUAUCGUCGGAAAAGUUCCGGUCCAGUUCGUCAAUCCUUCAAAAGACAUGCCUGUCGUUGGGCCUUAUAACUUUUUCUACAAGUUCAUAUAUAACAGCCUUGAUGGCUCAUUCACUGAAAUACCACAAGAACGACUGCAACACAAACGGGAAGAGCUCCCGUCCGACCACUGCCCUGUGUGCUUAAUGGUUGACGAGGGAGAGGAAGCACUCGUUCCCCACAAGAUUCACCGCGGCUUUGCAUGGAAAGACACUAAAUAUCAUCUUCGUGACAUUGUUAUGAUCAAGGCUCAGGAGGGACUGUGUCAUAUCGGUCAAAUCACCCGUAUUCAUAUUCAGAAGUCAGAUGACGAUGGUUGGGUUCGAUUAAGAAUGUUUGGAAGGAUUGACAAGUUGGGCCUUCGACCUGAGAAUGAGGUCAAGGAUGAGCGCCACCUCUUUGUCACACGAGAUAAAAUGAACUUUCCGAUCUCAAGCAUUAUUGGAAUGUGUCAUGUCUACGUGCGAGCAGCUGUGCCAGAGCUCAAAGAAUGGCUCGAAACGUCGCCUUAUCACUUCUAUGCUUGCUACUCCUUCCCAAGCCUCGAUGUGACCUCCUGGGAUCACAAACACAAACUUCUGCCUAAAGAUCUCCUAGUCUGCGGAUACUGCGCUGCAGAGAACCUGGAUGAAUGGAAGAAAGUCAAGGAAUUUUUGAAGAAGCAAAAACCCCUUCGUGCUUUAGACCCGUUCGCCGGGGCUGGAGCUUUCGGGUUGGGGUUGGAGGAAUCCGGCUGCAUCGAAGUUACACAUGCGGUCGAAAUUUCCCCGAGUGCCGCAAAGACCUUGAAAGCCAACUCUCCUAAAACGGUGGUGUAUAACCAAUGCAGCAAUCUAGUACUCGCAGCAGCGAUUAGAUCACACACCAAUCUUAACGUUCAACGAUUGGAGACAAUACAAUCUGAUAUCACAGACGAGCCAUACAUUCCCGCCCCUCCGAAACCAGAGGAGAUCGAUUGUAUCAUUGCUGGGUUUCCCUGCCAGCCCCAUUCGCGCCUGAACAUGUACGUUAAGGCAAAUGACCGCAAGAGCAACCUUAUCCUCAACGUCCUAUCAUGGGUUGACUUUAUGCAGCCAAAAUACUGCUUCUUUGAGAACGUGCGUGGGUUUCUGUCGUUCGGUCUAAAGGUACGGCAAGCCGGGCCAUAUAGAGUUAAAGGGGGUAUUGCCAUGGGCGGAUUGAAAUUCUUGAUCCGGGCGAUGACUGACAUGAACUACCAAGUGCGCUAUGGGAUCCUACAAGCUGGUCACUACGGUACUCCUCAAACACGUGUGCGAUUUUUUAUGGUCGCGGCAAAGCACGGUCAACCCCUUCCUCAGCUCCCUCAACCUACGCAUGCCUUCCCUACGGUGGACGCGCUGGGAAUCGAUUUGCCAAUUGGACACCACAUCAGACCUAUUUGGACACAGCCUGGCUACGCGCCUCACCAAUUUGUCAGUAUUGACGAUGCCAUCAGUGACCUUCCUCGAUUCGAUUGGGUAAACCCGAGACCACCCAGGGAUCCAGCCAAACGACGGGAAGAACGGGAACGCGCUCAGACGAUCCCACCUAAGAAAUGCAAGAAAGAUCGCCCCUGGUGCGGAUACUUUGGAGCGAAUGUAGAGUACGAGCAUGAGCCAAUGACGGCAUUCCAAAAGUGGUGUCGUGAAGAACCUUCUCAAGAUCUGCAACAAUAUACGCGGACCUACGAGGCCAUCAAAGUCGAGAGAGUUGUCAGUAUCCCGAUGAGGGCGGGUGCAGACUAUAGGGAACUGGCGGGGCAUCUCUGGGAGUGGCACUUCGCAAAUCCAUCUUCAGCCAUUGCACGCACGGGUUUCAAACCAGGUCUUUAUGGACGAGUUAACAAGAACAGUUAUUUUCAAGCUACUGUCACCAACGUUGAUCCAAGUGCAAAGCAAUCUCGUGUGCUCAACCCUUACUGCAAACGCAUUGUCACGGUGCGCGAACUCGCUCGGUCACAAGGCUUUCCCGAUAAGUUUGUGUUCUAUGCGGAAUAUGAUCGUGUCAUCACGAUGCAUAGACAGAUUGGUAAUGCCGUGCCAUGGCCAGUCGCGAUGGCAAUCGGCCGCGAGUUAAGGAAAGUGCUGGUGAAGAAAUGGUGGAAAGAGCGGGAGGACGCCAUAGUGGUUGACUGA